GUUACACAUGCACAGAACGAGACUGCUUUUAUGAGAGCUAAUAUGCAACAGGUAGUUCAGAGAGUACAAGAAAGCAAACAGUCACAGAAAACAGGGAACUGGCAAAUAAAGGAAAACAGUGAGGGAGGGAGAGCUAGAAGAGUAGAUAUCUAGACACCGAGCAGCAGACUAACUCCGAGAUUGCAAGAGGAGACGACUGAAGGGCAUAAGAGUUAAGAACAGUUGACUUCCAUAAAGGACAUUCCCAGAGAAAAUUGGACAUCCUCAGUUUUCAUCUGACUUGAGCUGUUUUACACCCGCAUUGCACUGCAGGCUGUGCUUUAAGCCUGUAUAAUGGCAGAAGCUCAUCAGGCGGUGGCAUUUCAGUUCACCGUCACUCCUGAUGGCAUCGACCUACAGUUGAGUCGAGAAGUUCUCAAACACAUCUACAUAUCUGGAGUGACAUCAUGGAAGAAACGGGCCAUCCGCUUUAAGAACAGUGUUCUGACCGGUGUUUACCCUGCCAGUCCUUCAAGCUGGUUAUUUGUAGUUAUUGCUAUAAUGAGCACCAUGUAUGCCAGGAUCGACCCCUCCAUGGGCACGAUUGAUAAAAUCAAGACAUCUCUACCAGUGAGUGAGUUUAUGACCGUUCAGACUCAGACGGUGUUGAGUGCCAUCCUGUUUGCCACAGGUCUCUGGUUAUCUGUCAUAUUCCUGCUGCGAUACCUCCUCAAAGCUCUCCUGUCCUAUCACGCCUGGAUCUUUGAGUCUCAUGGCAAAAUGAGUUACUCUACUAAAGUCUGGCUGAGCCUUGUAAAGCUGCUGUCUGGUCGCCGGCCUCUGCUCUACAGCUUUCAGGGAUCUCUGCCACAUCUGCCUGUACCAUCUAUUGAUGACACGAUCAGAAGGUAUCUAGAAUCAGUUCGACCUCUUCUGGAUGAUGAGCAGUAUAAACAGAUGGAGACUGUUGCUAAUGACUUCAAAAAGGAUCCUGCCCCCAAAUUACAGAAACACCUAAAACUCAAAUCCUGGUGGGCCACCAAUUAUGUGAGUGACUGGUGGGAGGAGUAUAUCUACCUCAGAGGACGAGACCCCAUCAUGGUCAACAGCAACUUCUACACUAUGGAUUUGCUGUAUGUAAUCCCCACAUAUCGGCAGGCUGCACGCGCUGGAAAUGUAGUUCAUGCUAUGCUGCAGUAUCGCCGUAAGCUGGAGCGAGGAGAGCUUACCCCGCUGAGAGCUCUUGGGAUUGUCCCCAUGUGCUCUUUUCAGUAUGAGAGGAUGUUCAACACCACACGUAUCCCUGGCAUUGAGACUGACUUCGUGCAGCAUCUGAAGGACAGAAAGCACUUGGUUGUGUACCAUCGUGGCCGUUUGUUUAAGGUCUGGUUGUACUACGGUGGCCGCCACCUUUGGCCCUCAGAGCUGGAGCUCCAGUUUCAACGAAUCCUAGAUGACAAGUCUGAACCUCAACCUGGAGAGCUCAAGCUGCCUUCACUGACUGCUGGAAACAGAGUUCCUUGGGCCAGGGCUCGUUUGAAGUAUUUUGGUGAGGGUGUCAACCGGGCAUCUCUGGAGGCCAUUGAAACAGCUGCGUUUUUUCUGACCCUGGAUGAUGAAGCACAUGGAUACGAUCCGGAGAACAUACGGUCCUUGGACCUCUACGCCAAAUCUCUACUGCAUGGAAAGUGCUAUGAUAGGUGGUUUGAUAAAUCCUUCAAUUUGAUUGUGUACAAGAACGGUAAAAUGGGUGUCAACACUGAGCAUUCAUGGGCUGACUCUCCUAUCAUUGGACACAUGUGGGAGUAUGUUUUGGCCACAGAUUGUUUCCAUCUGGGAUACACAGCAGAGGGACAUUGCAAAGGAGAUGUCAACAAAACCCUGGCACCCCCUACCAGAUUACAGUGGGACAUCCCAAAAGCGUGCCAGGAGAUUAUCGAAGGCUCCUAUAGGAUUGCAAAGGGAAUCGCUGAUGAUGUGGAUUUCCACGGCUGCUUGUUUAAUGAGUUUGGAAAGGGCCUGAUAAAGAAAUGCAGAACAAGUCCGGAUGCUUUUAUCCAGCUGGCACUGCAACUAGCUCAAUAUAGGGACAAGGGGGAGUUUUGUCUGACUUACGAAUCCUCCAUGACCCGAAUGUUCCGCGAGGGCAGGACGGAAACUGUGAGAUCGUGCACUUGCGAGUCAACAGCAUUUGUAAGAGCAAUGGAGGAUGACACAACCACGAAUGAGCAGAGGUUAGCGCUCUUCAAACAAGCAGCAGAGAAGCAUCAGAACAUGUACCGUCUGGCCAUGACAGGAGCUGGGAUCGACCGCCAUCUCUUCUGCCUCUACAUUGUGUCCAAAGUCAUGGGCAUAGACUCUCCCUUCCUCAAACAGGUUUUGUCAGAGCCCUGGCGUCUCUCCACCAGUCAAACUCCCCAACAGCAGCUCAAUCUCAUUGACACUCAGAAGUUUCCUAAAUAUGUGUCAGCUGGAGGAGGCUUUGGGCCUGUUGCAGAUGACGGUUAUGGUGUUUCUUACAUCAUUGUCGGCGAGAAUCUCAUUACAUUCCACAUUUCCAGCAAGUUCUCCAGUCCUGAGACGGAUUCUUUCCGCUUUGGGCAGAACAUCAGACAGGCCAUGCAGGACAUAAGAGCUCUAUUCAACCAAAAAGAGAAGAAGAUGUGACUCCGUAAACCAAGAAGCUUCAGCUCAAAAGCUGCUCCAGCACCAGUUAGCAGUCACAAACACCACAAAUAGCAGCCUUUAAGCUGUGACAGCAUUAAAUACAUGUGUAAAUAUGUUGCAGUUAUUUAAAGCAAGUAACAAGCCUAGCGAAUUAGUGCACUUAGAUAAAUCAGAUUUAUGCUGGGGAUGAAGUGUAAAAAUGUACUGUAUUUAAUUGUAAAUAUUUCAGUGUGUAGCAAAUGGUUGUAAAUAUUUAAUUUGUGCAUUAUGCUCUGCACUUAAAUAAACUUCUAAAAAGUGACA
Molecule: messenger RNA, 2949 nt
Organism: Danio rerio (zebrafish)
Lineage: Eukaryota; Metazoa; Chordata; Actinopteri; Cypriniformes; Danionidae
Gene: cpt1b
Product: carnitine palmitoyltransferase 1B (muscle)
Biological process (GO): fatty acid beta-oxidation
Cellular component (GO): mitochondrial outer membrane
Molecular function (GO): carnitine O-palmitoyltransferase activity; acyltransferase activity
Source: RefSeq, marked validated